AUGGCUACCAAUCAAUCUUCGAUUGAAGAAGAUGAAGCCUUGAGAGAAAGUUAUAAUUUCGUACCAGUUCCUUCAGUUUAUGAUCACGAUAUAAGAUUCGAAAAUCGAAACACCGAAGAACUGCAUCGUGGCAUACUGGAAGCCGCGCGACUGGAACAUGAAAGAGUGCGGAAUGAAGCUAUGCGAGUCUUUCAAAUCACUCUCAUACAAGAACAACAACUCCGAGCCCAACAUGAGAUCAGAGCUGAAGAGGAAAGGUUACGGAUUGAAGAGAUGCGCCUGAAGAUUGAGGAGAAUCGCGUCAAUACGGAAAGGCAGAGCGCAUUGGCAGAAUUAAAGAGGAGGGAGUUGGAAGAAGCUGCGAGAAGAAUACCGAUUGUCCCUCCGAAACCUCCUACCCCUCCACCAGUAGCAGAAGUUCCUCGAGCGCCUGCACAAACGACCUCGAACCCGCUUCAGAAUCAAUCUCAAUCUCCUCCCCAACAACGGCAGCAGCAACAACAACAACCACCGCCAUCGCAGCAGAAUAAUGACAGUGGAGGGGGAUUUGGCGCGCCCAGUCAACAAACGAGUCAAAGCAGACCUCCUCAGCAAGCCAAUGCCUUUUCGCAACCUCAACCUCAAACUCAACAGCAACCUUCAAAACAGCCAUCCGCGCAACCUCCACCUCAACAACAACCUACCCCUACUUCAAAACCACCAGCUUCCAGGGAUCAUUUACUACCAGGUGUGGAACGUUAUGUUGAAAUUCAUAAGAAUCUUAAACAAUUGCGGCAAUACUUGGUGACGGAAGGAAAACAAAAUAUACCAUUCAAGAAAAUGUUAGGGGAUUAUCGAAGAGCAAUUCGACAAACUGUUGGACAAUUGACCGGGGAACGAGGUGCAAACAGGGGGUGUAUCAAUAAAAUCGUUACAUUACUUGGAGAAUCCCUUCGAGCGGUACAAUCUCCAGGAAUCGAUCCUAGCAAUUAUAUGGUAUCGAAACCAAAUCCUGUACAAGGAGCUCAAAAUAAUGGAGAACAACUUCCCUCUCUCUUUAUCUAUCUUCUCAACUUUUUCUCGAAAGCUAUUGUUUCUCAAUUUAUCAAUGAAGCAGGUGUUCGACCAGAAAUGGCAGAUCCUGUUGGUGUUAUUGCCGUUUCGAUAUUUGCUAGAGAUGAAUUUUUAUGGAGAGGUUCUUCAUUAAUCGAUAUUCUAAUGGCAAAAAUGCGCGUCUCCAUACCGGUAGUAUUCGGACUUCGUGGAAAUGAUAAAACAGAGGAAGGAAGAGCUCGAAUAGGAUGGCAAAGAUUAGAUGAUGGAAGUUGGAUUGACGAACAAGCUCAUAAUAACAGAAUGGUUGGGUUAGCAGCAGGAUAUGCAGCUAUUUCUCUCCGUGAUUUCUCAAAAGUGAAACUCACCAAUCCAUGGCCACCAACAUAUUAUUGGAGAGCAAUGGCAAGUAUUGUUUCUACACCAACAGAAGAAGCGUCCUCAACACAAUAUACAGCUUUGAGAUCGAUGAUUGAAGGCUGGGAACAAAGAUUCAUAGAACUUUAUGGAGUUCAAGCAAUCGCAGCUCUAAGAGUUGCUCUAGUAGAUUUCCCAGCUCGCGCUCCGCCAUCGGCAAAAGUGGCAGCGGGUUCGUUAAGUGUGUUGGUGGAUAAAUUGGAUAGGGAUAAAGGAUUGACGCUUGCAUAUUGA
Messenger RNA from Botrytis porri, 1683 nucleotides. RefSeq lists its product as uncharacterized. The record is from RefSeq and is a predicted model, not a curated record. NCBI's taxonomy places the organism in Eukaryota, Fungi, Ascomycota, Leotiomycetes, Helotiales, Sclerotiniaceae. Gene Ontology annotation, cellular component: cytoplasm; nuclear pore cytoplasmic filaments; nuclear pore. The transcript is spliced from 2 exons. Gene Ontology annotation, biological process: poly(A)+ mRNA export from nucleus; regulation of translational initiation; regulation of translational termination. Bases 1 to 1683 code for a protein of 560 amino acids. Gene Ontology annotation, molecular function: phospholipid binding; translation initiation factor binding; inositol hexakisphosphate binding.